Messenger RNA from Diversispora eburnea, 225 nucleotides. Lineage: Eukaryota; Fungi; Glomeromycota; Glomeromycetes; Diversisporales; Diversisporaceae. The record is from the annotation of a GenBank genome assembly.
AUGGAGAUUGGAGUUUUACGAAAAUUCCUGCGUGCUCGUGAACGAAAUGCUUUUCGUGGUGAUGAGGAUUCUACGAUUAUCAAUGGAUAUCGUCGGAUCAAUAAACAUUACGACAGUUUUCACGAAGCAAGUACACAAUUAGUUAAACGUAAGCUCUUAGCCGAUAAUGAUCAUUCUGAUUCUAAUCACGAAGUAGAUGGUUCAAAAAGGUGUCAACAACAAUAA